Crotalus tigris (Tiger rattlesnake) is the source of this 984-nucleotide messenger RNA. RefSeq names its product neuromedin U receptor 2 (gene NMUR2). The record is from RefSeq and is a predicted model, not a curated record. Gene Ontology annotation, cellular component: plasma membrane. Lineage: Eukaryota; Metazoa; Chordata; Lepidosauria; Squamata; Viperidae. Gene Ontology annotation, molecular function: neuromedin U receptor activity. Gene Ontology annotation, biological process: G protein-coupled receptor signaling pathway.
AUGGAAGAAACAGAACCACUAAGAAAAUAUUUUAAUAGCUCCGAAGACUAUCUUCUUUUUCUAUAUGGACCAAAAAGCAGCCACCUGUCCUUGUCUAUGACUUGGAUUUAUGCUCUGAUCUUCAUAGUUGGUGUGUCUGGCAACCUUUUAGUGUGCCUGGUGAUUCUCAAGCACAGGAAUUUGAAAACAUCCACUAAUUACUAUCUCUUUAGCCUUGCAAUUUCAGACCUGCUGGUGUUACUCUAUGGGAUGCCUUUGAAAGUUUAUGAAAUGUGAAGCAACUACCCUUUCUUAUUCAGAUUAGUAGGCUGCUACUUUAAAACAGCUUUUUUUGAGACUGUGUGCUUUGUUUCUAUCCUGAUUGUAAGCAUGGUUAGCAUAGAGAGAUAUAUGGCAGUUCUUCACUCCUUCCAAGCCAGCCUGAAAAAUACCCAGCAGCGAACUCUGAGAAUCAUCCUUAUCCUAUGGCUUCUCUCAGUCCUCUUCUCUCUUCCCAAUACCAGCAUCCAUUGCAUUGUGUUACAGUAUUUUCCAAAUCACACAGAGGUCCCUGGUUCUGUAAUCUGUGCUGUGGUCAAGUCCAUGUGGAUCUACAACUGGAUCAUCCGGUUAACUUCUCUUCCAAUGAGUGCCAUCAGUGUGCUCUACUGCCUGAUGGGGAGGAAAUUGAGAAGAGACAGAUCCUUGGAAGCAAAAGAAUUUCAGACAAAUUCAGACAAAUGCAGAAAAUCUAUCACAAAGAUGCUGUUUGUCCUAGUAAUCAUUUUUGGGGUGUGUUGGGCCCCAUUCUGCACAGAUCAUCUUUUCUACAGCUUUGUUGCAACCUGGACAGAACCUCUUGCAAAUAUUUUCAACAUAAUCCAUGUGAUUUCAGGUGUUUUCUUCUAUUUGAGUUCUGCUGUGAAUCCCAUAAUCUAUCAUGUGCUCUCCUGGUGUUUUAGGAUGGCUUUUUUAAUUGUCAUCUCUCCUCAGUGCAAAUAUUGA